AUGCCUGGAGUAUCUGGCGAGCAGAUAUCCAUCGAACUGGCGAAUGAGAAGGCCGACGAAGAAAGCAAGGAUACGAUGCUCGGAGAGGCAGUGAGCGAUACAAUGGGUUUCUGUGGUUCUACCUUCCGCACAGUAUAUCCUGGCUUCCAGUGCACACGUCUUCGCUGGAUUCCUGCAUUCAGAACCAACCUGCUGACUUGUCUUCUCCAGACGAGAUGUUCCAAGCAUUUUCACAGCACCCGCAAGGCUGACUGGCCCAUAUGGGCGGGUUUCAAGCCUUGUUCGAGCUCAGAGGCUCGUAGUCCUUCAAGACUCCGUUCGCACGUUCGUCCAGUCAGCAUAAUGGAAUCGUUUUUAGACAUUGAAUCGCUGGCCUCCGAAGCUGUCAGCAUGGCUCUUUUAGUCGGAGAUGCCAUCGAGAAGCGUGAUAAGAUGUGCUUGCCCACCAGAGAGCAACUCCCGGACACCGACAUCACGACUUUGCUUUCUGAAACGGUUAGGCUGGGAAACAGUCUGAACCAGUACGCCUAUCUUACAAGCAGCAAGAUGGCACCAAGCUGCGAUGAUGUGAGCGCGUUACGCCAUCGCUUCCGCCACGUCACUGAACCUUCAGAAGCCGGUCUUCACCUGGUGGAUGCGUCCAGACAUCUUGACGAAUCCUCUGAUAUCAACACCAAACCUUAUGAUCCACACUUGAGACUCGAGGCUGCAUGUGAAUCGGCGCAAGCGGGUGGCGCCUUUUGGUCCCUCGCGCUUCGUCAUCAGCUCACCAUCACCUGCACAUCAACACGCAAGUGCAUACUCAAGCAGCUCUCGCCACCACAAAAUCCAUUAGCCAGCUGA
Pseudocercospora fijiensis CIRAD86 is the source of this 843-nucleotide messenger RNA. RefSeq lists its product as uncharacterized. The transcript is spliced from 6 exons. Bases 1 to 843 code for a protein of 280 amino acids. NCBI's taxonomy places the organism in Eukaryota, Fungi, Ascomycota, Dothideomycetes, Mycosphaerellales, Mycosphaerellaceae. The record is from RefSeq and is a predicted model, not a curated record.